AUGGCAGUGAAUUUAGAAAGCUGCGACAGCUUACCUCCUGAUGUUGAACCUAAGUUAAAAUACGACAGACUCGCUAACGAUGUACAAGAUAUUUUAUUGAAAGACGCAGUGAGUUGUAUUUGUGUGCACACCAAGUUUAUUUGUUUGGGAACGCAAUGGGGAGUGAUACAUUUGUUGGACCACGAAGGGAACACGGUGCCUAUGUCGCAGGACGGCAAGAACAAGGAACUACAAGCUCAUGCCAUCGCUGUAAACAGGAUCUCGGUAGACUUGAAUGGGGACUAUAUCGCAAGCUGCUCGGACGAUGGAAAGGUGUUGGUGUACGGCCUGUACACAGACGAGAAUACUCAUGAGCUUUCUUUGGGCAGAGUUGUCAAGUCUAUCGCUUUAGAUCCUUGUUACUUCAAGUCGGGGUCAGGGAGACGUUUUUUAACAGGUGACAACAAGUUAGUGUUAUAUGAGAAGACAUUUCUUAACCGCCUUCGCAGCACUGUACUGUGUGAAUGCGAAGGCUACGUUCAAUCGAUGUCAUGGCACGAUCGCUUCGUGGCCUGGGCCAGUGAGGUGGGCGUACGCGUCUACGACCUUGUCGCACGGUGUUCCCUGGGGCUCAUCCAAUGGGAGAAAAGUCCCAAUAGAUCCAUAGAGGAUUACCGGUGCAAUCUCCUCUGGUCCGCCUCCAAAACCCUCAUGAUUGGCUGGGUGGAUACUAUUAGAAUAUGUGUUAUCCGAAAGCGUAGUCAAAUCGAACUUCAAACGAGAGAUGUGACGGAAUAUUUAGUGGAUCCUAUCUACACUUUUCAGACUGACUACUUUAUUAGUGGUUUAGGACCUUUAGAUGACCAGUUAGUGUUACUGGGAGUGCCCAAGGAAUGUGAUCCAGAAACUGGCAAAGCGCAGCGGCCCGUACUCGUUGUCGCUGACUACAAAGACUGCGAAUUCUGUGAAAUAUCCUCAGAUACCCUCAAUAUUCGUGGUUACGAAGAAUAUUCUUGUAAUGAUUACUAUUUAGAAAUGCUCAUUGAAGAAAAUAGGUUUUUUAUCGUAUCACCCAAAGAUAUUGUGGUUGCUUGUCCAUACGAUAUCGAUGACAGGGUCUACUGGCUCACAGAGCACGGUCGCUUCGAAAAAGCAAUAACUGUUCUUGAAGAAGUCGGUGGAAAGACGAAUAAACACUCAGUGGUGACAGUAGGGGUGCAAUAUUUAGAUCACUUGCUUUCAGAACACCUGUAUCAGGAGGCAGCGAUACUUUGUGCCAGGAUUUGCAAAAAUGACAAAAUGUUAUGGGAAACUCAAAUCAUGAAAUUCCAAGCAAUGCAACAGCUACGAACUAUAUGUCCAUACGUGCCUAAAACUCCAGAACAAGCACUAAACUCACACAUAUACGAAUCAAUAUUAUAUGAGUAUCUAAAAUCUGACCCACAGGCUUUUUUGAAACUAGUUCAGGAAUGGAAUCCUGCGUUGUACAAGAUUGGCGUAGUUAUUAAAGCAGUUUUGGAAUAUUUGUUAACAUCGGCUGACAAUUUACUCGCUGCUCCAGAUGCUGAUUCGAAACAAGCUAACAAUAAUAUUUAUUUAGAGGCAUUAGCACUGCUUUAUUGCCACCAGAAAAAAUAUGACAAAGCACUGUCAGCAUACUUGAAGCUGCAGCAUAAAGACGUAUUUACAUUGAUCACCAAACACAAAAUGUAUAACGUGAUUCAUGACAAAAUACUUGAUUUGAUGACUCUCGACUGUGAUAAAGCUCUAGCGGUACUUCUCGACAAAACAAAAAUACCAGUAGAGGUAGUCGAAGAACAACUUGCCAAUAACGAUGUGUUCCUCUUUAAGUAUUUAGACGCUUACAGCAAAGUAGAGCCUAACGGUAAAUACCAUGGCAAAUUGGUUAGAUUAUACGCAAAGUACGCGAGAGAAAAACUUCUUCCUUUUUUGAAGUGUAGCGAUAAUUAUCCAAUACAGGAAGCGCUGGAUGUUUGCCAAAGUAACGAGUUUUAUCCAGAAAUGGUAUUCCUGCUCGGCCGUAUUGGCAAUACUAGGGAAGCCCUUCAAAUAAUAAUAAAACAACUGAACGACAUAAACCAAGCCAUCAAUUUCUGUCAAGAACACAAUGAUAAAGAGCUCUGGACAGAUCUGAUCAAACGAACUGUCGACAGACCAGAAUACGUAACGUUACUCCUUAAGAGAAUAGGAAACUAUGUGGACCCUCGUAUGUUAAUACAGAACAUACAAUCUGGUUGCGAAAUAAAGGACUUGAAGGAUUCUUUAGCGAAGAUGAUGUGCGAUUAUCACCUUCAGCUCUCGGUGCAGGAAGCAUGCAAAGAGAUCACGUUACGAAACUAUUUCGAUCUGCACGAGAAGUUGAUAAUGAGUCAGCAGCGAGGGAUAUCGGUCACCGAUGACUUCUUGUGUUGUGUGUGCCAAGGCCGGAUUAUUAUUAGAGACUUGUCGAAUGCGUUCGAUCUAAUGGUAUACAACUGCCGGCAUUCUUUUCACAAAAAGUGCAUUCCUGACAGUGACGAGUACCAGAACUGUGCCGUGUGUAGUGCCGUGAAAAUGUGA
Arctia plantaginis is the source of this 2559-nucleotide messenger RNA. NCBI's taxonomy places the organism in Eukaryota, Metazoa, Arthropoda, Insecta, Lepidoptera, Erebidae. The record is from the annotation of a GenBank genome assembly.